Molecule: messenger RNA, 1247 nt
Organism: Nasonia vitripennis (jewel wasp)
Lineage: Eukaryota; Metazoa; Arthropoda; Insecta; Hymenoptera; Pteromalidae
Exons: 4
Coding region: 95-1054 (319 amino acids)
Source: RefSeq, a predicted model, not a curated record
CUUUACGCCAACCUCAUUUAAUGAAAAUCGCUUGAUUUCUUUCAGGAAAAAGGGAAAGGGGAAGCAACCCAUCCAAAAACCCAGCCUCUCACAAAUGCUAGCUCUCGUAGACGUGAUCGAGCGGCACCUGGAGAUCGUCUUGGAUCAUCCUGGCGAUGAUACGAACCACGCUACCUGGGAGGUUGUGGCACUUUUUGCUAAUAAAGCAGACGAAGACGGCGUUCAAAAAAAUGGAAAGUCAUGGAGAAAGACUUGGUGCGAUCUCAUACUGUCAGCAAAGCAGAAUGUUUAUUUGGUUGAACAGAAUAUACGGCAAAAUCCAUUGCCAGAUCACCACAUGAAGGCGAUACAAAUUGUUCUACACAAAUCUUUCUCAGCGAGACGCACUCAAGUACAGCAAAAUAAUGCUGUUGUCAGUCGAAGACUUUCUUCUUCUUCAGCGCUCAAGAGAGCAAGGAUGGAAGGCAAUCCUGCAGGAUUUGGAGACGAAGAUGGGCCAUCAACCAGCAGUGGAUACAGAAGUGCUACAAGUUACGUCAAUCGACAUUUGCCAACUGCAGCUUUGCCAACUGCAGCUCAACCGUCAUCAGCUUGGAGUACAAAUAACGCUGGAACCAUAACUGCUACCACAACUUCCAGCUCUAACAUAUGUUCUAAUUCAACUGCAGGCACAACAGCUGCAGCUGAAAAAAGUAGUGCUUUUAUCAAAGCUUUUGACUCAAAAAUAAAGGAGUUGGUUGAUGUAUUAGCAGCACAGUUUAUAUCCUGUUUCGAGCAGCAGAAAGUGCUUUUGCAAAAUUGCUUUGCGAAGCAGAAUGAACUGCUCUUGAAAAUACAAACCAAUGAUUUGGUUAAUGAUGCAGCACAAGAUGAUGAAGAUGAAGUGCCACUUCCGGAUAACCCACAACCUUCGUCUCCUAGAAAUGCUCCUGUAGUCGAAGAGGAAUCUGAAGAAACUGAAUAUACGGCAAGUGGCACAGUUGAAUCUUUUUUAGAAGAUCAUGGUGAUGAUGAUGGUUUCAUCUAUGAAACUUUAGAUAAUGAUUUUUAUUAAAUUCAAGAGAAAUGCCCGAUAUGCCUUGAUGUAUUGACCAGACCAGCCAUCAUACCAAGAUGUGCCCAUGUGUUCUUCUAUGAAUGCAUUUACGAGUGGGUCGAUAAGGAGCUUGAGUGCCCAUUGUGCAGAAUAAUAAUUAAUACUUUUGAUAUUGCUGAGUUGCCAUAGCCUCACUUUAAUAGUUUUAUUG